Molecule: messenger RNA, 5703 nt
Organism: Cynara cardunculus var. scolymus (artichoke)
Lineage: Eukaryota; Viridiplantae; Streptophyta; Magnoliopsida; Asterales; Asteraceae
Exons: 11
Coding region: 197-5380 (1727 amino acids)
Biological process (GO): CAAX-box protein processing
Cellular component (GO): membrane
Molecular function (GO): metalloendopeptidase activity
Source: RefSeq, a predicted model, not a curated record
GGACUCGCGAUCAUGGUAGUCUGGACCAGCAGCGUUCCACGAGGUCGGCUGUUUAUGUGGCGCUGCUUUCAUCCAAUUUCACCAUACCCAUACAUCCUUCUUCCCUAUGCUAUACUGUUUAUUUCCCACCCUACAAUAUAUAGACGCCGGAUUUUGCAUAUCAACAUGAGAAUUCGAUCUGAAUACUAACAGAAACAUGAGCCUGAAAUGCAAUUUACUUCUAGGAAGAGAUAUUCGGCUAUGUGCACCUCAAGUAAACAUCAUUGGGACAAGUUUCCAUCGAUCACGGAGGCGUCCAAGGCUCAGAAGAUCCGCAUUUCAUCAGUUAAGUUUAUCUUCAUAUUCAUCACAGGACAAUUUAAUCCAUUCCUUUCUUUCUCAAUUGAAUUCACUGGAUUUGCUUGCUCCAGCCCUAGGUUUCACCACUGCUCUCGCUAUUCUCUACAACUCCACUCGCACCACCUCCAGUACACACCUCUCCCUUGAAUUUGGGGACUGGGCUCUCUUUACCUCUCCCACGCCGUUUAACCGUUUUCUCAAGUCGCGCUGUUCCUCUCUUCUGUUGGAUUAUUCAAUUGAGAAACUGGUCAAGGAGGAUGGCCAUCUUGUUACAUCCGAUAGAGGACGGAUUCAGCAAGUCGAAGGAAAUGAUGAUCAUUUAGUAUUAGAAAAGCAACAACUUUCCUAUCAGAGACUAUGCGUCAACACCGACGAUGGUGGGGUGGUUUCCUUGGAUUGGCCUGCCAAUUUGACGUUGACCCAUGAACAUGGUUUGGACACCACCAUCUUCAUUGUUCCUGGGACUUCGGAUGGGAGUAUGGAUGAGAAUGUAAGGUCCUUUGUAUAUGAAUGCUUGAAGCGAGGCUGUUUCCCCAUAGUCAUGAAUCCCAGGGGUUGUGCCCGUUCACCGCUGACAACACCACGGUUAUUUACAGCUGCUGACAGCGAUGAUAUCCGCACAACUGUACAGUUCAUCAACAAGGCCAGACCUUGGACAACGUUGAUGGGUGUUGGCUUGGGUUAUGGUGCAAAUAUGUUGACAAAGUAUCUUGCAGAAGUUGGAGAGAAAACACCUCUUACAGCUGCCACAUGCCUAGACAAUCCUUUUGAUCUAAAAGGGUCUGCUGCAUCCUCUAAUCGCCUUUAUGUUGAUCAGAAUCUCACAUGUGGCUUGAUUGAUAUACUGCAAUCCAACAAGGAACUAUUCCAGGGUCAAUCUAAAGGGUUCGAUGUGGAAAGGGCUUUACAGGCUAGAUCACUCAGGGAUUUCGAGGAGGCUAUAUCUAUGGUGGUGUAUGGAUUUGAUUCGAUUGAAGAAUUUUAUGUCAACUCCAGCUCAAGAGACGUGGUUGGUGAUGUAAAGAUUCCGCUUCUCUUUAUUCAGAACGAUGCAGUUCCAUCUUGUUCUAUUCCGCGCGGCUUGAUAAUGGAAAAUCCAUUUACCAGUCUGCUUAUGUGCUCUUUUCCAUCAAAUGACAAAAGCACUACUGGGACAUCUGCUGUAUCAUGGUGUCAGCAUCUUGUCAUUGAGUGGCUUACAGCUGUUGAGCUCGGGCUUCUGAAAGGCCGGCAUCCUCUUUUGGAGGACAGUGAUGUAACCAUCAAUCCUUCAAAGCGUCUAAAACUGAUGGCAAACAAUACAACUCAUGCAAGUAGCAAAAGCAAUAAUCUUCUGAACCUUCACCAGGUGGAUGCUUUGGAUGGGAAUGCCGCAUAUACUUCGAAAAAGAUGAUGAAAAGUGAUGCAUAUGCUUAUUCUAACUCUGGUUUUGACUCACAAAAAUCUAAAGCCGAAGAUAAAGAAGUAAAAACAGAUAGCAAUGGAAUGGUCACACAAACAAACCUUGUAGAGACAGAACUAGUGAAGGAAGGGGAUGUUGAUGUUGUAGAUGGUGAAAGAGGGAAAGUGCUUCAGGCUUCAGAAGUUGUGAUGAAUAUGCUUGACAAGAAGUUGCCUAAAGCUCUAUCAGAAGAACAGAAGAAUAAGGUCCUGACGGCGGUUGGUCAAGGAGAGACCCUAAUGAAUGCUUUGAAAGGUGCUGUGCCUGAAGAUGUUCGAGGAAAGCUCACCAGUGCUGUUACUGUGAUCCUGCAAAACCAAAAGAACAACUUAAAUGGACUCUCAAGUAUUAGUAGCAUUCCUGAUGUGACAUUAGGGUUGAACACAAAUAUGCAAGAAAAAUCCAGGCUGAAAGAGCCAAAUACUUCUGAGCAUAACAAGGGGGAUGCUAGUAUGGCAGAGGAAUCCAAUGGCCAUCCUAGCAAAAAUGUUGCUUCUGGCGGUGGGGAAGAACCUGGGGAUCAAACUUUGGCGAACCCUGGAAUUUCCAAAGAUGGUAGUCAGUUACCGUCAACAAGUCAUCACGGUGGUGAUAUUCCCAGUUCAGCGAAGACAAGCCAUGAUGAAUUGGGAAGCAACAAUCAAAGUGCCGACUCUUCCAAAGAAAAAGCCGCUCAAUCUUCUAGUUUUCAUGAUGCAAGUUCAAGUGCUAUCCCCAAUGUAUCUAGUAGAGCGGAAAAGUCUGGUAGCUCGGACGAUCAAGUCAGGGAACAGGUCAAAUUGGAACAAGAAGGUGAAACGACUUACUCAGACAUGAAAGAAGAGAAGGAUGCUCAACAGAAAGAAGAGAAAGAUGCUCAAGCAAAAGCAGAGAAAGAUGCUCAACCAAAAGAAGAGAAAGAGGCUCAACAGAAAGAAGAGAAAGAUGCACAAUUUUCUACUGAUCAGCCAAGUAAUGUAAUCCCAAGGACCGAGGAAAGUUUGUUGCCUUCAGCAUCUUCUCUGGAGAACCAGUUGAUGGCAAAAGAUGAAGGUGAAAAUCAGAAAAAGGAAGAAUCAAGUGCACAGCCUGCCCCAAGUCACAGCAGUUCUAAUUCUCCAUCAUUUAGUGUUUCUCAGGCGUUUGAUGCACUAACAGGGAUGGAUGAUUCAACCCAAGUAGCAGUCAACAGUGUUUUUAGUGUAAUUGAAGAUAUGAUUACUCAGUUGGAAGGGAACAGUGAUGAUGAAACUGCAAUUGGUGAUAUAGAAAAGGUUGAGGACAAAGUUGCAGACUCUGGGCCUAAGAAAAACCAGACUGAAAUCGAAUCUGAUUUGCAACAGAAUGGAAAAAGUAACAUGACAACUGAGCCUAAUGAAUUAGGUAAUCACCUGCAGAGCAUGUCAAUUAGCGAACUUACCCCAGAGGAAAAAGAUAAAGCUGAAGUCUUUAACAACAGUCGAGAUGACAUCCCACAUUCCAUAGCUAAACUUCCAUAUAGGAACUCUCUUUAUGACCACCACUUUCAAAGUAACGUUUGUUCAAGUAUGAAAAAUGAUAAGUUGCUUGAUUCGGAUGCCACAACUGCUUUAUUCCUUGAUUAUGUUCCAGAAGUAGGUCAAUGGAAGCUCUCAGAGCAAUCUCCUGAAGGUAUAGACAUAAAUGUUGAGAGCACUUUGCCAACUGAUGUUGAAUGCCAUGAUGACAUUAUUGAACCAUCUUAUGUAAUAUUAGAAGCUGAAAGUGAUUGGGACCCACUUGGGGAAUAUAAGAAAAGAAUAAAAACCAAAGAAAAACUUGAGAUUCUGGAUGAUGAAUCUGUGGUGCUUAUGCAACUCGUCAAAGAGAAUAUAUUAAAUUCCUUGAAGGUUGAGGUUUGCCGAAGAAUACAAGCAACAGAUAUGGAGGAUAUAGCACCCGUGCUGAAAAAAGAAUUAGAGCAUGUUGCCGAUACCAUCUCACUGGCUGUAGUACAAGACAAACAGCUUAUAAUGUCAUGGGAUGGUGAGCACUUGCUGGGACCUGGUAAUCUGCAUGCUGAACAUAUAUUAGAUGCCAUCUCUUCGGCCGUUCAGGGCACCAGAUAUAUGAAAAAAGUGAUUCCAGUUGGCAUUGUUGUAGGUUCUAGCUUAGCUUCUUUGAGAAAAAAUUUCAACAUUGCUACAGCAGAUUCUAUAGGGAGCAUUGAAGUUGUAAGAGAUCAAAUCGGUAACUCUCAGAAAGGAUAUCAUAUACAAGCAGAUAGUACUGUUUCUGAUCAAAUGCCUAUUGAUAAAGUCAAUCAGAACGACAACUUCCACAGUUUGGAGGACAGCUAUGAGGAGAAAGAUGUGUCAAGUAGUCUAGGAAGUGACACUGUCAUGGUUGGAGCAGUUACUGCUGCCUUAGGGGCAUCUGCUUUAUUGGUUCAUCAACAAGAUUCAUAUAGUGAUAGACUCGAAAGUUCCACAACUUCCUCUAUGCCAUUCAAUCAAAAAGAGAAUCAUCAGGAGCCUGGGAAACCUGAGCAGGAAAUGUCCAAAAGUAGUGACCAUAAUAUAGUCACAGGUCUUGCGGAGAAAGCAAUGUCAGUUGCUGGUCCUGUAGUGCCUAUGAAGGAAGGUGAAGUGGAUCAAGAAAGGCUGGUUGCACUGUUGGCAGAUUUGGGGCAAAGAGGUGGCAUCUUGAGGUUGGUUGGUAAACUUGCUUUGCUUUGGGGUGGAAUACGUGGUGCUAUGAGUUUGACAGGGAAGCUCAUCUCCUUUCUGCACCUUGCUGACCGGCCCCUGUUUCAGAGGAUUUUGGGGUUUCUCUUUAUGGUGCUUGUAUUGUGGACACCAGUUGUUGUUCCUUUGCUUCCAACACUUGUACAGAACUGGGCAACACACAAUUCUUCAAAUAUUGCAGAGCUUGCUUGCAUAAUUGGUCUUUAUAGUUCUAUAAUGAUACUGAUUGUGUUAUGGGGCAAAAGGAUUAGGGGUUAUGAAGAUCCACUUGAGAGAUAUGGGCUAGAGUUGACAUCAGCAAGGCAGAUCCAAAACUUUCUAUGUGGCUUGAUUGGAGGGGUGAUGCUUGUUUUGUUGAUACAAUAUACAAAUGUGUUACUUGGUUUUGUGCGUCUAUCUUGGCCUACUGUUCCAUCUUCUACAGAUGCUGUUACACUACUCAAGUUGUAUGGGAAAGUGCUUACAUUUGUUGGUCAAGGGCUUGUAACAUCAAUUGGCGUUGCUCUUGUAGAAGAAUUAUUCUUCAGGUCAUGGUUGCCUGAAGAAAUUGCAGCUGAUCUUGGAUACAGUCGAGGAAUAAUCCUAUCAGGACUUGCAUUUUCCUUAUGUCAAUGGUCACUGAAGGCUGUACCAGGACUUUGGCUAUUAUCACUGGGCCUGGCAGGUGUUCGGCAGAGAUUCCAAGGAAGCCUCUCAGUUCCAAUUGGGUUGCGUGCAGGGAUUAUGGCUUCUAGUUUUGUCUUAAAAGCAGGUGGCCUUUUGACUUAUCAACCUACUUAUCCUUUAUGGGCAAGUGCCGGUGACCCUUUCCAACCAUUUAACAGCAUAGUAGGUCUUGCUGUGGCUUUAUUGUCGGCGAUAAUUCUCUAUCCAAAAAAGCCUCAACAUACAGAUACAGGGAACAUCAAGGAAUAAGAGAUACCAGAAACUUAUGUGCUGCCUCUGGCCAUGUUGUUUGAAGAGCCAACUUGUUUCGGCAUAUUUGCUUUCAGAAUCAUCAGUGAACCAAUGGGAAUGAUUUUGCUCUGAGUUUUGGUUGAUGCGAAAGUUUAUUGUAGUGUACUAUUUGUAAAAAAAAAAAGCAGCACAUGUGUAUAUUCAUUUUCACCUUUUACCUGCAUGUUAGUGCAGUAUACGUAGAUGUAAAGCAAUAUUUGGCUAUGUUUAUAGUUGAUUUUCUCAGCUCGGACCUGCGAUUUAGCACAGUACAUGAAUAUAGAUGUAAAGCAAUAUUUGGC